GUAGCCCAGCUGGAAAAUGUGGUGGUGAUGCUCAAGCAAUUUUCCUCUUGCUUCUCCUGAAGAAGUGUGUCCUGAGCAGGAUGCAGCAGCCAGCGGAUGGUGACAGGAGCACAGCCAUUCCCUUGCUGUAUCCAUCCCAGGCCAGCUGCACUGCUGACCGCAUCAUUAGCGAUCCCGAGUGGUCCCUCGCCACUGUCCCCAGCCUCACUGAGCUCUGCCUCCAGCACAUUGUUCACAAUUUUGAAAAGAACCCUAUUUUGGACCGUCUUCUGCCUGAGCACCAAAGGAAGGUGCUGGACAGGCUCUCCACUGGCCUUCCGCUUGCUGUGACUGCCAACCUAAUAAGCGAUGAGGACUACUGGAAGAGGUGCUGCACUGAUCGCUGGCAAGUGUGUGACAUCUCCAACUAUGGAGGCAGCUGGAAACGGAUGUUCUUUGAACGUCACCUGGAGAACAUCCUGAAAUGUUUCAUCCCUAACACCACAGACCCCAACCAGAUCCUAGACCUGAUCCCGCUCUGCAAAGACUAUGUGCGGAAACUGGAGGUUGAUCAGUUCCUGCCACCAGUGCAGGUGGAUCAAAAGGAGGAGAGGGAUGACCUCUCUGAUACAGGGAGUGAUUUUGGAUUUGGCAAGGUCUCCAUGCAUCACUAUGACCUGGGAGUCCUCACUACUGCUCUCCCUCACCUUGAAGAGCUUCAUCUCACUUAUGGCGUGAAGGAUUGCGGCAUGAACUUCGAGUGGAAUCUCUUUAACUUCACCCACCAGGACUGCUGCAACCUGGCUGUCGCCCUGAAGAUGUGCCACAACUUGAAA
Molecule: messenger RNA, 815 nt
Organism: Pelecanus crispus (Dalmatian pelican)
Lineage: Eukaryota; Metazoa; Chordata; Aves; Pelecaniformes; Pelecanidae
Source: RefSeq, a predicted model, not a curated record